Molecule: messenger RNA, 4935 nt
Organism: Pimephales promelas (fathead minnow)
Lineage: Eukaryota; Metazoa; Chordata; Actinopteri; Cypriniformes; Leuciscidae
Biological process (GO): regulation of transcription by RNA polymerase II
Cellular component (GO): nuclear body
Source: RefSeq, a predicted model, not a curated record
CGUAAGUGGCCGUGUAGAGCGAGAGCUGAUACAGACGUUUGUGUUAUUAGUCCCUGUUCAAGAGAAUCAACAUGACUGGCGCUUGAACGGAAUGUCAGAUUAGCUUUCGUUUGGACACAAUCCUCAUUCCUUGUUGCUUAUCGCGCACACAACUGGGCGAUAGCACAGUUUCCAGACUUAUAUUAAUCAUAUUUUAGUAGACUCCCAAAUCAGGCUUUUCUUUGUAAGACAGUUUACACAUACUGAAACAAAGUGGAUUUAACAGUGGCUACGUGGUUUACCCGCACUCCAAGAUGCUUCUGGUCUCCCAGCGGCUAGACUCACCUCGCAUGGACCCAUUACUGCCUGGAUCCCUGAAGAGGAAAUUGACUGGGGCCGUCGAGAGUUCUGCAUCGCUAAACGGGGUCUCUGACACGUCUAUGACCCAGGGAGGUGGCAAACGACUAUGUCUGGAGGAUGUCACCCUGGCAAUGGGCCCCAGCUACCCUCAGCCCCCAUUCCCCUCUGGGAUGGGCAACCAGGGGGGUGUUCUGGAAGCUAACCGACUGAAUAGUAACAACAACAAUUUGGGCUCUCCGUAUUCCGUACCCCCGAACACUAGUCCUGGAUCAACUCCGGGGACUGGGGGAGCCUCAGGGGGCUUCAACCCAAAUGGGAGUUCUGCCACACCUUCAGUGGAACAGGAACUGCAGGAGAUUUUAGAUGAACUUACAAAGAAUCCUGAUCCCACUUUACCUGAGCUUGACAUUGACAAGAUCUUAGGAAAAGAAAGUGAUGACCAGGCAAGUAGUGCAGGAGGUUUCGUCCACCCUGAAGGUAACGGCACCCCUAAACGAUCUCCACAGAGACAGUCGCACCUGGAGGCCCACCUCACUCAAUCCCCUGGAUUCUCUCAAGCUGGUUCCCCCCAAGUGGGUCCAAGUCCUGCUGGGGCACCAUAUACGCUACCACACCCUUCCAAACCUGUUCCGUCUCCACUCUCAGCAUCACCCCUAUCGUCGUCCUCCUCACAAGGGCAAAAUCAAGCACGAUCACCCAUGCUUUCUGCCGCCCUAUCAAGCCGUGCUGGGUCCAACUGGCAUGAGGUGUCCCGGGCCCAACAGCUUCAGCAAAUGGCUUCGAAUAGUAAGCACCAUUCUAACAACAGUGCGGGACCCCCACCUACACAGUCAGGGUUGUCUGGAUUGGGCCAGCAAAGUACUUCCUGGGCUGGUCCCUCUCCACCCUACCGACCAGGGGAUAAACUGCCUAACUCAUCACCUCAUCAGCAGCCCUUCAGCCCAGCAGGUAAUAUUCAGAGCCCCCAGAGCUCUCUAAUCUCUAGCAUGGCACCAGCCCCAUCCACUGGACCUUCACCACCCUACAGGCCAGAAAAGCUUGCCAGCCCAGCAAUUGCUCAGCCCCCUUUUAGCCCCCAGAACAGCCUUCUGUCUGGAAAUGCCCCACCAGGAGUUUCAGGCACUGCAAUCCAAGGUUCUCAGGCAAGUUAUCUUCCUGGCGUGGCCCCAACAUCAAACAACACUCGACCAUCACCUCCUUACAGACCAGAUAAACAUCCGAGCCCAGCUGGGCAAUGUCAACCAGGAACACAACCUCCCACACAAGGACAUCUUUUUAAUUCACAAAAUAAUCAAGCACCUGUAAUGUCUAGUCAGCUGUUCAAGGCCAUCACAUCCAACCAGCCACCACCCAGUAGCCUCAAGCUCCUCAUGCAGGCGCAGGGAAAACCCUCACAGCUGCAACUAAACAAGACCUCCACGGCUGGUAUGGGUACAGAACCGUACUCCUUCAAUAACACCAAGCCAUUACGACAUUUUGACCCCGAUCCCUCUGUGGCCAAACUGGGUCCUCUAGCCGUGGGAGGAUACCGCAAUGCUAGCAUGCAGCCCACAACGCCCACAUCGGCCUCAGGACAUGGACAUCUUCUGCCACAGCGUAUGCAAAGGGGGAUGCCGACUGGUGGUAUCGUGCCUCACUGCAGAGAUGAUCAAGGUGCAGGAAUGGUGCCUCAUCUUCAGGACGCCCCGUCAGCAGUGCCACGGCAGCCCCAGAGCAGUUACAAUAAUAUGAUGCUUAAGAAUCAGAUAAUAAACAAACAUCUUCAACAUGAAAAGCAAAGGCAAAUGGAGCAAAUGAAUGGAGGGCAUAUCACAGACUGCCAUCAGGUGGCACCAUUUCAAGGUCCAGGUCGACCUCUCCCUCCGGAGUGUGGUGGUUAUCCUAUGGGAGCUUCUCUACAGUCGAAUUCCACAAUGCUCUCCCAUAGCGGCCCUUUACCCACAAACCGAAUGGGUCUUUCCUCCAGCUCGGUCUCCCAGAUGGGCCCGUCGGUUGGAGGAUACAUGUGCAGCAAAGGAUCUAAACAAACACUCUGCCACCCAUCCCAAGACUUCGGAAUGGCGAUGCAGCCGGGCCAGAGCAUGAUGGGAAUGGGCGGCCCUCCACGUCAAACGCUACACCCGGCUCACGGUGUGACGCGACCAGGAAUGCCGUGUCCCAACCUAACCGGUGUUCCCGUGCCGACCCACCACCUGCGGCAGGCGCUGCACCAAGCCGGAGCUCUUCCGUCACGUAUGAUGUUCCCUUCCCAGCAGCAGCCCACGUCACAGUCCCAGCUCUGGCAGCACCAGCAAGGGGUGCAACCGCAUAUGGACCCCGCGAACCACCAACAUCCCUUCCCCGCCGGAGGAGCCCCACCUGGAUGCGGUGGUCCUCAGUUUCCACAGCGAAUGACCGGCGGCAUGCCAGCCAACUUCCCUGGUUCCCGUCUACCUCCUAAUCAAACCCCCCCUGGUUUGGUUGGCAGACCGGACCAGAAGAUUCCCACCGCCCAGCCUCUCUCCUCCAUGCCCCAACAGAGCCUCAGAAUGCGAGGUCCACUUUCCGCUCUAGCUGUUAUGAAACCAGGAGGUCCAUCCAUGAUGCACCCAGCUCAUGGCAUGGCUCCUCCUAGCUACCAGACUGCUUCCGCAGGGAAACACUGUUCACCACAGGGCUACAACCCCGGACACAAGCUGCCCUCCUAUGACUACACGUCACAGCAUCAGAGCAAUGGGGCGAUAACUGGAGGGCUGCAAGGGCCCGGGGGAGGUGGCGGUGCGGAGGUGGACUUCAUUGACACUCUGGUGGGAAACAACGAAGACUGGCUGAACAAUCUCACCAUGAUUGAUGAAUACCUUGAGCAAAACUCAUAGGGACUGAUUGAAAGCUUCCUAGGUUUGAAAAUCACUACACUCAGCACCAGAACGAGGUCGUGGGUCCAUCAUUCUGGAAAGGCGCGUUCACACCAAGAACGAUAACUGUAAGGACAAAUAUAUUGUCCACACCAGUGGAAGAUAACAGUCUGUUUUGCGUGCGCACGCCGGAAAUAAACUCUCCAAGAGGGAUUACUACGAUAUUGUUCUUUUGUGUCUUUAUCGUUAUAGUUGUGGUGUGGACUUCCCUAUGCUCAUAUAAAGUUGUAAAACUUUAGAGUUUAUCAUCUUUGGUGUGAACAGGCCUUAAGGUCAUAAAGCAUUUUUUCAUGGCUAGCAUAAGUGAGAAUGUAUCGCACUGCUGAGCCCCCUGAAAUGGCUUUUGGCGGCCAAUAAAACGUGCUUAGAAGAUGCCCCAUCCUUUUCUCAAAGGUUGCUCUUCCGGUGCUUUUUGCACUGUAGUUUAAUAUGGAGUGAAACACUGUUUUAUGAAAACAUGGGCUUUCCCCAGCAGUGUCAAGAAAGUUCUCAUUCAGUUAAAGGGAUAGUUCACCCAAAAAUGAAAUUCUGUCAUUGUUUACUCACCCUCAAGUCGUUCCAAAUCUUCUGUGAAACACAAAAGAUAUUUUGAAGAUCCCUGUAAGGAAGUUUAAUGGGGUUUAAAACAACACAGACAUUCAUUGUAUUGAAUACUUUACAUGAGGGUUGAAUAAAAUGAUGAGAGAAUUGUAUUUUUUUUGUUAUUGAACAAUCCCUUUAAAGGCAGCGUGAUAACAGUAUUGUUGGCAGUCUCGUGCCAGACCAAACAAAUGUGCACAGCUUUUCAUUCUUGCUAUUUGAAAAGUGUAUAAAAUCAUUUCUGUGAUGAACUAUUUGAGGGUAUUUCAAAAGGAGCUUGUCCUGUACAUAAAGUAUUUUGUAAAAUAUUUCUUAAACUGUAACAUAUAAAAGAGAAGUACACAUAUUUAUGCUUCUUUUCUGCUGACGAAUUCUUCAGAAUUUCUUUGUAAAUAAUUAUCAAAAGAAUAAAUAAAACAGAAAUGCAAUGAUGUAAAGAAAAAUGAGUGUCACGUUAAAAUUGCAAAUGAAAUAUUUUACACUAGGAAACUCUAUUGUAAUUUGUAUUAUGCAAGACAGUAUGGUUAGUUUUGGAGUAAUACUAUGUAUUACAAUGGUGAAAAAUUUGUUAUGUUUUUGACAUAACUGGACUUCUGGUACUCCAGUCUGGCUUAAGAGGGUUAUUUGUUUUGUGUUUUUAAAAUUGUGAGGUUUGGAGUAUAAUGUUUCUCACAGCGUUUCAUUCUGACAUCAAUUGCACAGUCUAGAGGUUCUCUAAAUUGUGUCAUAUUGCCAUAGCAUAAUACAUUUUACACUAGACACUAGUGUCAUUGUAAUAAUACUAUUCCAGCUAACAAAAUGAGGAUCAUGACACUUUUCAGCAUUUCUAGGAAUGUCUCUUUCUUUGUAAGUGCACACCAGCUUCACUGAAACAGCAGACUCAGAGUAGCAGAGGGACAACAAUAUAUGAUCACACCACCUAUUAUCUAAUACAACAGCAACACCUGUCACAGUAAGUGCAUAAAACCCACAGUCCUUUGUGCCAGAGUCUUGGGUUUCCAGUAGUUCAUGACCAUGUAGUUUAUGCCAUGAACUUUAAGACAUUCUGAUUUGUGAUUAAUUGUGAUUUAUUAUAUUUUGUCUUCAUAUUUUUAGAUUGGAAAAUAAACUGUAUAAAAUCAAA